AUUUCUCGUGCGUGCGACGUACCUGGAGAUCUACAACGAGGAAGUUCGGGAUCUGCUCGGUAAAGAUCAGAAUACUCGAUUGGAGGUGAAAGAAAGACCUGACAUCGGAGUGUUCGUGAAGGACCUCAGCGGGUACGUGGUGAACAAUGCCGACGAUUUGGAUCGCAUUAUGUCUCUCGGCAACAAGAAUCGAGUUGUCGGGGCUACUGCCAUGAACGUGUCCAGCUCCCGGUCCCACGCGAUAUUCACAAUCACGGUUGAAUCUAGUCAGAUCGGCGAAGAUGGGGAGCAGCAUGUGAAAAUGGGGAAGCUCCAUUUGGUGGAUUUAGCUGGAUCGGAGAGACAAAGUAAGACAAAGGCGACGGGCCAGCGGCUUCGCGAGGCCACCAAGAUUAACUUGUCAUUGUCCACAUUGGGGAACGUAAUAUCCGCGCUGGUUGACGGACAAAGCUCUCACGUGCCUUACAGAAAUUCGAAACUGACUAGAUUGCUUCAGGACUCGUUGGGUGGAAAUUCGAAAACGUUGAUGUGCGCAAACAUUAGUCCGGCGGAUAUAAACUACGACGAGACUAUAAGCACUUUACGUUACGCGAAUCGCGCGAAGAACAUCAAGAAUCGCGCGAGGAUCAACGAGGAUCCGAAGGAUGCUUUGCUUCGUCAGUUC
Molecule: messenger RNA, 664 nt
Organism: Wasmannia auropunctata (little fire ant)
Lineage: Eukaryota; Metazoa; Arthropoda; Insecta; Hymenoptera; Formicidae
Product: kinesin-like protein KIF3A
Exons: 4
Biological process (GO): microtubule-based movement
Molecular function (GO): ATP binding; microtubule binding; microtubule motor activity
Source: RefSeq, a predicted model, not a curated record